CUGUCAGAAAAUUAAUAAGAAGUGUAGGUAAUCAAAUAAAUUUAGAUUAUAGAAUAGGAGGAAAAAAUAUUAUUGUUGAAAUUGAUGAAUCCAAAUUUGGGAAAAGAAAAAACCAUAGAGGACAUACAGUUGAUGGUGUAUGGGUACUUGGCAUGGUGGAGAGGACAGUAGAUAGAAAAUUAAUCUUAAUUCCAAUAGACAAAAGAGACAAAGAAACGUUACAUCGUCUCAUAAAUUUAUUUGUCAAGAAAGAAUCAAUAAUAUACACGGAUAAAUGGAGAGGAUAUCUUGGAAUUGAAACAGAUGGAUAUAAGCAUGAAACUGUAAAUCACAGUUUACAUUUUAAAGAUCCCAUUACAGGCGUACACACAAAUACCAUUGAAGGUACCUGGGGAGCAUUAAAAAAGACAAUUCCUAACAGGAAUAAAAAUUUUAAUCAAAUAAUACCUUAUCUAAAUCUGUUCAAGUUUAAAAGAAUCUAUAAAGACCAAAGUUUUAGAA
Messenger RNA from Vairimorpha ceranae, 501 nucleotides. RefSeq names its product putative transposase-like protein. The annotation marks the transcript as partial. NCBI's taxonomy places the organism in Eukaryota, Fungi, Microsporidia, Nosematidae. The transcript has a single exon. The record is from RefSeq and is a predicted model, not a curated record.